UAGUAGGCGUGGCUUCAUGCGGCCGGGGAGGAACUAAACAUGGCAGCCCCCGUGUGAAAGUCACGUUACUGCAAUCCUUUAGGUUUAGGCCGUCAUAUUUGUGUAUGUUUAUGUUGUUUAUAAUGUACAAUUAAGGUACAUUUCAGGUAUAUACACAUUUAUAGCAUUUUAGUUAAAUAAGGGACGAUAGGGCUUCCUCUCCAAACAUUUGUUAGGCCGACUCACUCAGCUGGCAAGUUCACCUUUUAGCCAACGUUCAGAUCAAUUAUGGAGCCUGAAAUGCAAAUCCGGAAUCUUCGGGAUUUCCUGCUGGUGUACAAUCGCAUGACCGAAACCUGUUUCCAACGAUGCUCUAGCAAUUUUAACUACAGAAAUCUGACAAUGGUGGAGGACCGUUGUGUGGAUAACUGCGCUGGGAAGCUGAUUCGCGCUAACAAUCGUCUGAUGGGCACCUAUGUGCAGUUGAUGCCAAAAAUGGUCCAGAAACGCAUGGAUGAGAUGCAGAGCAAGGUUGCAGAGGCAGAGGCAGCAGCAGCAGCCGCAGCCGCAGCAGCAGCAGGGUCGGUCACCGAAGCUCCAAACACCACAGAAUUCUCCAUAGACCAAACCUCACCACUGCCUCCACCUGCUUACCCGUCUCCAGUCGAUACGGAUACAGGACCCCUGCAUGUACUCACUGGACCCGUGCUUGAUUCAGGUCCUACGUCCCUGGUGGAGGCGACACAAAGCCACAUGGCCCUUCCUGUACCAAUCAUACCAGCCCCAGCAGAAGCGUUUAUUCCAACACCUUUUGAUAACGUGGGGAUUAAACCUGCUUCUACGUUUAUUCCACCAUCUUUUGAUAACGUGGGGGUUGGACCAGUGUCUACGGUAGUUUCCCCUCUGCCAGGACCCUCUGUCAGCAGCAUACAUGAUACACCUCUUCCUGUAGCCCAUAUCACCCCACCUGUAGUACCUGCUCCAUCUGUACCGACCCCAGCCAGACCAGAGAGCCUCGCAGCGGACGUGUCAACAAUAUCUAAAGCCUAGUGGUUGUGGAGAGAACCAUGGCGCUCCUCUCUGCCAGGCCGGAAGGAUGGCUCAGCCUUCAAAGAUGUCGACCAACCUCUUUUUACCAUCAACAACCACAACUACAGCUUGGUUGUUAUUAUCCACACACAAUCCCAUACUGGGCGUCCAGAGAGAGUCAUAGUGACGCACUAAUAAGAUAUUAUAGAUAAUAAUUGUGUAUUAGCAAAAAUAUGCCUAUCCCUUUUUAUUAAUUUUUUCGUGUCAUAGUAAAGUUAACUAAUGACCGAUAUACAAAGUCACAUGUGAUAUUGUUUGUAUAUAUGUCACUGGCUGAUAAUGAAGAGUAAGCAUCAACAAUAUAAGUUAAAUAAAGGCCAUUGUAUUAGUGGAAAGGAUGAUAACUUCAGGUUCUGGUGGUAAAAGAUUGAUAUGUGUUUAACGCACACACUUGUUUGUUUGUCUCAUUGUGGAUAAUGUGGAAUCCCAUCUUACUCCAAUUAUUUCUUUGUCAAUGCAGUUUUCUUAAUUAAAAGAAGCCAUCUGAAAUGCUA
Molecule: messenger RNA, 1562 nt
Organism: Gadus macrocephalus (Pacific cod)
Lineage: Eukaryota; Metazoa; Chordata; Actinopteri; Gadiformes; Gadidae
Gene: timm10b
Product: translocase of inner mitochondrial membrane 10 homolog B (yeast)
Exons: 3
Coding region: 268-1029 (253 amino acids)
Cellular component (GO): mitochondrial intermembrane space chaperone complex
Source: RefSeq, a predicted model, not a curated record